CUUGUCGCUGUGUAUUUAAGUGUUGAGAUGUUGACGAUGAGCUGGAUGUGCUGUAAAUCGGUAGGAACUGAUCUGUCUAUGAGAAAUUGUUACUGUAGGCAAAGCUGAGCUCAAGAGAAGAUGGAAGAAGUGAAGAGAGAGGAUGUGGAUUGUUGUCUAUCUUCAGUGUAUGAUGUGACUGAUGGGAGCUCCACAGAGUCUCCGGAUUCUUUCUGUAUGUAACGCUGGAAAACAGCAGCAGAUCCUGCAGACCACACUGAAGAUGAGUUCUGUCAAACUGAUGGACUGCAGGAACCUCAUGAUGAAGAUUAAAACUGAACCCACAGAAAUGAAAACUGAACCCACAGAAGAGGAAGAUCGCACUGAGGAAGACGAUGAUUUUAUUCCAUCAGAUGUGAAGAGUGAUUCAUGUCGUGAUGGAGAAACGUCCUCAACAUCAGAAGAGCGACUGACAGCACAAACUCUUUCCUGCAUCACCUGUGGAAAGACAUUCAGCUCACAGAGACAUUUAGAGAGACAUGAGAAAAAACACACAGAACCGAAACUCCUCCCCUGCACCAGAUCUGAGAUCAGCUUUACUACCUUACAAGAGAAGAAACUUCAUUCAGAAAAGCACAGAGAGAAGAAACAGUUUCACUGUGAGCAGUGUGGGAAGAUUUUGAGCUCUUCCUAUAAUCUAAAUGCUCACAUGAGGACACACACUGGUGACAAGCCUUUCUACUGCACUGAAUGUGGAUAUUACUUCAGCACCAAAAAAAGUCUUGAUGCUCAUCAGAGAAUUCACACAGGAGAAAAACCAUACGAGUGUCCUCACUGUGAGAUGAGAUUUAGAUAUAGACGUAGUCUAAAGACACACGUGCUUUCACACACCAAUGAGAGACCGUAUGAGUGCAGUGAAUGUGACAAAGCUUUUGGGGAUUCAAGUUCAUUAAAAUCACACCAGAAUAUUCACUUUAAAGAGAAACAUUGUGAUAAAGGUUUCUGUCAUAAAUAUAAGCUGAUGGUCCAUCAGAAAGUUCAUACUGGAGAGGAACCUCAUCACUGUAGUGUCUGUGGGAGGAGUUUUAGUCAAAAGUCUAACUUACUACAGCACCAGAGAAUUCAUACAGGUGAAAAACCUUACAAAUGCUCUCAGUGUGACAAGACUUUUUCCCAGUCAGGUCAUUUAAAACGGCAUCAGAGAGUUCAUACUGGAGAGAAACCUUAUCACUGUAGUGUCUGUGGGAAAAGUUUUAGUCAACAGGGUACAUUUUUAAACCACCAGAGAAUUCAUACAGGUGAAAAACCUUUUAAAUGCUCGCAGUGUGACGAGACUUUUUCUCUUUCAGGUUACUUACAAACCCAUCAGAGAGCUCAUACUGGAGAGAAACCUUAUCACUGUAGUGACUGUGGGAAGAGUUUUAGUCAACGGGCUAACUUACUAAAUCACCGGAGAGUUCAUACAGGUGAAAGACCUUUCAAAUGCUCUCAGUGUGACAAGACGUUUACUCAAUCAAAUUACUUAAAAUCCCAUCAGAGACUUCAUACUGGAGAGAAACCGUACGUCUGCGCUCACUGUGGAAAAAGCUUCUCUAAUUCGUCUCAUUUCAGAGUUCAUCAAAGAGUUCACACUGGAGAGAAACCUUAUCACUGUAAUGUUUGUGGGAAGAGGUUUAGUCAAACGUCAAACUUUGUCAAACACCAGAGACUUCAUACAGGUGAAAGACCUUUCAAAUGCUCUCAGUGUGAAAAGGCGUUUGCUCAGUCAGGUCACUUUAAAGCCCAUCAGAGACUUCAUACUGGAGCGAAUACUGCAAUAUCACAAAUAAAUGCAACAUAAAAAAAAACACACAAAUGAAAUGAAGCAGUGCUGUUCAGGUUUUUCCGAUUGAUCUUAAAAGUAUUGUAUUAUGGAGGACAAAAAAUUAAGUGUAUAUAAAUGCAUACAAGAAUAAAUAAAUACAGACAUUAUUAAUUUGCAGAGGCGGACACUAUUUAAGUAUUUUUACUUUCUAUAAAAAAUACAUUUUUAAGUAUUCGUAUCAGUGUUUUUCUUUGGAAAACAUACAUUCCAAACCAUGUUAUCAUAAUUUUUACUCCACUACAUUUCCUAAUUUCAAGUUUUAAAGCAAUAUAAAAGGAAUACGGAUCAUUCUACGGAAAUGUCCCUAGCCUUUACAGAAAUAUUACACUUGAAAAAAACUUUAGGAUUACAUUUUUUAUAUAUAUUUUAAAAUGAAACAAUAUGUAAUUUGAACAAUUACACCUUCUUGAGCCAUCAGUGUAGCAAUAUUUGAUUUUUAUUAAUUAAUUACAAAUCCAAGCACCAAAGAAGUGUACAGUGUACACUGAAAUGUACAGAGGGAAAAUGCUCCAUUUAAAAUACAAUAAUGUGUCCAUAACUAUCAAAUAUGUGAUGUAAGUUACAUUAAAAAAACAAAAUGCUAAAUAAAUAUUAUAAAAUAUAUAAUGAAAGUAGUGGU
Paramisgurnus dabryanus is the source of this 2462-nucleotide messenger RNA. RefSeq lists its product as uncharacterized. Lineage: Eukaryota; Metazoa; Chordata; Actinopteri; Cypriniformes; Cobitidae. The record is from RefSeq and is a predicted model, not a curated record. Gene Ontology annotation, molecular function: DNA-binding transcription factor activity, RNA polymerase II-specific; RNA polymerase II cis-regulatory region sequence-specific DNA binding. Gene Ontology annotation, biological process: regulation of transcription by RNA polymerase II.